AUGACACAAACAAAAAUACAUUUUUAUAGAAAUCCUAGUAGUGGACUGAGCAAUUUGAUUCUUCAUAAAACAGAAUGGGACCGAAUCACAAAGCAGACGAAGCCGCAGGAGAAACGUUUGCAACAAGAGAAUAAAUAUGUGCAGGCCUUGAUAGAGCAGUCGCAGGCAUGGCUGAAAAAUUGGCCUGACACCGUAGAAGGUUGUGUAGCAAAAGCAGAGCAGAAAAAGAAAAAACAACGUUCUAAAGAACUCGCCUUAGUCAAAGAGUUUUCAAAUAGAAAGGUCGUGAAAAAUAACGAGGAAGUCAUACAACAGGCGAGACAACAGAUCUUUGAAGAAAGCUGUUACGGAAGAAAACUUAUGAGCGCGCUUCACGAAUCCAAGGAUCAAGAAGAGAGAGAGGCACAAAUAAAUUUUAAAAAAGAAAUAAAACAAAAGGAAACGGAACAAGAACAGAAGAUAACUAAAGCUGUGAAGUUCUGUACAUUCGAGUUGGACAAGGACGUGGAAACUGUGAAGGAACAACAGAAAUGUAUUGACGUUGAAACAUCCAAAGCGAAUAAAGAAAUGUAUGAAAAACAAAAAGAGGAAGAAACUAAGGCGAAAGAGAAACAAAAGCAAGAAGACCUUGGUAACGCAAAAUUAAUGAAGCGUCUUCUGGAACUUGAAAAAGAAGCCGAGACCAAAAUGAAACUUUUAGAAAAACAAGCUCUAGACCAAUGUGCAGCUGAAUACAAAAAGACAAAAGACGAGCUAGCUAAAUGGGAAGCUGAGUAUCUUGCUAAGAUAGAAGUUUGUCGGAAGGAACAGGAACAACUGAACUUUCAAAUCAAACAAGUCCAUGAUCGGAUCUUCAAAGAGUAUCAAGAUACAUCAAAAAUGAAAAAUAACUUCAAUGCCACAAAACAGUUACAAUUAGAGAAAAAGAAAAUUUUCGAUGACUUUAUCGAAAAACAUAUCAAGAAAGGAGAAGAUAGAGCGGAUAAAAAAGAACGCAAAAAUAUAGAGAAGAUAAAACAACUUCGCAAAAACAACAAGACUGUAGCCGAGAUCAACAAAUCAAUGGCUGAAGCUGUGAAUCAUCGACAAGACAUCAACAAGUGCUACUGUGACCGACAAUGUUACAUAACGAAGUCCGAAAAACCACGCAUUAUGAAGAAAGCGGCACGAGAUACUAUUGAGCCGGAGGUUAGAGCAGCCAAACCGCUCCCAUACUUCGGGCCUCAGAGAAAGCUGUUGGUAGACUUGAGACGUCGCGAGAAGGAACCUAGUCCAUGGUCCGGCACAAACAGCUUGCAUGUGCUGUUCUUCAAAAACGCUGAAAAAACAUUAAGCGACUGCAAGAACAAAAUACCCGCGAGAAAAGUUAUUGAUGAAUACAAAAAAUACAACGGAUUGAAUAGGACAACUCCGAAUUACAAUUAA
Molecule: messenger RNA, 1425 nt
Organism: Spodoptera littoralis (African cotton leafworm)
Lineage: Eukaryota; Metazoa; Arthropoda; Insecta; Lepidoptera; Noctuidae
Source: the annotation of a GenBank genome assembly